Malaclemys terrapin pileata is the source of this 12637-nucleotide messenger RNA. It is a transcript of the gene PTH1R, whose product is annotated as parathyroid hormone 1 receptor. Lineage: Eukaryota; Metazoa; Chordata; Testudines; Emydidae. The transcript has 14 exons. Gene Ontology annotation, molecular function: G protein-coupled peptide receptor activity; peptide hormone binding; parathyroid hormone receptor activity. The record is from RefSeq and is a predicted model, not a curated record. Gene Ontology annotation, cellular component: plasma membrane. The coding region runs from base 944 to 2551 and encodes 535 amino acids. Gene Ontology annotation, biological process: adenylate cyclase-activating G protein-coupled receptor signaling pathway; cell surface receptor signaling pathway; intracellular calcium ion homeostasis.
UAGAGGGGGAGCAGAGAGGAAGAGUUUGCAUCAAGAGCAGGAUUAUGGCUCUCUCUCUCACACACACAGGAAGCCCUACUCUACCUUUGCAGGGAAAGAGACCCUUUUCAUAAAACUAACUGAAGGCACCCAUUCACAGCCAAGGGGAGCGCUCUCUCUCUCUAUAAAGGGCAAAGCAACCGUAGAGACUUUUUUUUUCUCUCCCAAAAAGUAAAAGAGAAACGCACUCAGCGAAAAUUUGAUGCUUUUACCGCCUGCCCUCCAAAGAUCGAGAUCGAUCUUUUCUUGCAACGAUUCCCACCCCCCUUUAAAAAAAAAAAAUCACAACCCCUGGCAGAAACCCGCUGCUUCUGCAAAACUAAACUCAAAUCCAUCAAACGAUUUGAUUCUCCAAGUUCCAAAAAGAAAUCAGUCCCCAGCAACCGAAUUAAAUGGGGGGGCAUUAUUUCGUUAUUAUUUAACUCGCCCCCCCCAAAACCAGUAUACAAGAAGGGCUGCCGCUCCGCCCUAAACAAAAUUAAACCCUUUGCUUAGGGAAAGACGGUGCCUUUUCUUGCAGCUUUAUGAAUGAAACUGACAGACAGCUCGGAGUAACGUUCCUGCCGUGAAACUAACAAGCUGAUGCACACACCAAACAAACAGCACCAGGAACUGCUGCUCUGACUGAACUGGGUGUUGGUGCUCCCUUCACAUGGACUCUUUCCCUACAUUUCUGAAAUUGCAUCGAUUUCCAGCCAUGAGAAAGAGAAGCAAAGAACUGGGGUUUCUUGUCAUCUGCCUCUCUGGCUAAAACUGUGGAAACAAACAAGCAAAUAAUAAUAAAAAAAAGCUGGGAAGGAAGAAAAAUAAAAGAAAAAAAAUCAUCUGCAACUGGAUCCCUGGAAGAUCCUUCGUCCUUCUACUUCCCUUAGAGAUCGUGGAUGCUGCAAUAAGUCUCUUGGAUAUGGGAUCAUAUUUGGUUUAUCACAGCCUGGGUUUGAUCCUCUGCUGCUCGGUGUUGAGUUCUGUCUAUGCUCUGGUGGAUGCUGACGAUGUCAUCACCAAAGAGGAGCAGAUCUUCCUGCUGGUAAAAGCCAAGUCCAAGUGCGAGCGCCACCUGAAAGUCAAGAUGCACGAUGGUUUCUGUCUGCCCGAGUGGGACGGCAUUGGCUGCUGGCCUGAAGGCGUGCCGGGCAAAGUGGUGGCCAUGCCGUGUCCUGAGUACAUCUAUGACUUCAACCACAAAGGCCAUGCCUAUCGGCGGUGUGACGUGAAUGGGAGCUGGGAGCUGGUGCCAGGCAACAACCGCACCUGGGCGAAUUACAGCGAAUGCGCCAAGUUCCUCACCAACGAAACCAGGGAGACGGAGGUCUUUUAUCGCCUCUAUUUGAUUUAUACUGUUGGAUACUCCAUCUCUCUGGGAUCCCUGACAGUUGCUGUCCUUAUCUUGGGAUACUUCAGGCGUUUGCACUGCACAAGGAACUACAUCCACAUGCACCUGUUUGUCUCCUUCAUGCUGAGAGCGGUCAGCAUCUUUGUGAAGGAUGCAGUCCUGUACUCUGGGUCGGCUCUGGAGGAGAUGGAGCAUCUGUCUGAAGAAGACCUCAUGUCCAUUACCGAGGCCCCCCCAGCGGAUAAGUCGCAGUUUAUGGGCUGUAAGGUCGUCGUCACCUUCUUCCUGUACUUCCUGGCGACCAAUUACUACUGGAUCCUGGUGGAAGGACUCUAUCUCCACAGCCUCAUCUUCAUGGCCUUUUUCUCUGAGAAGAAGUAUCUUUGGGGCUUCACACUGUUUGGCUGGGGACUCCCUGCUGUAAUUGUCACAGUGUGGGCCAGUGUGAGGGCCAAUCUAGCAGACACAGAGUGUUGGGACUUGAGUGCCAGCAAUUUACAAUGGAUAUUUCAGGUGCCCCUCCUGGUAGCUAUUGUGGUAAAUUUUAUUCUUUUUAUCAAUAUUAUCCGAGUCCUAGCAACCAAGCUACGGGAGACAAACGCAGGGAGGUGCGAUACGAGACAACAGUACAGGAAGCUGCUGAAAUCUACCCUUGUCCUUAUGCCUCUGUUUGGAGUUCACUAUAUAGUUUUCAUGGCUUUGCCAUAUACAGAGGUGUCAGGGAUUCUUUGGCAAGUUCAAAUGCACUAUGAAAUGCUGUUCAACUCUUUCCAGGGAUUUUUUGUUGCCAUCAUAUACUGUUUUUGCAAUGGAGAGGUUCAAGCCGAAAUAAAGAAGUCAUGGAGCAGGUGGACUUUAGCCCUUGACUUUAAAAGGAAAGCACGAAGUGGGAGCACGACCUAUAGCUAUGGACCCAUGGUCUCCCAUACCAGCAUCACUAAUGUAACCACCAGAGGGGCCCUAGCCCUACAUCUCAAUACGAGACUUGUACCGGGUGCCCUCAAUGGACACCGAAAUUUGCCAGGCUAUGUCAAAAAUGGCUCAAUUUCUGAAAACUCCAUGCCUUCUUCUGGGCCAGAGCAGUACAACAAAGAAGAGGAGUACCUGAACGGCUCUGGACUUUAUGACGGAGACAGACCCACGGUACUUGUUGAAGAAGAAAGAGAGACAGUGAUGUAAAGAAAGAAGAAGAAGACAUUUCCCAGAGAGCGUUUAGUGGGCAAAAGAAUGCCAGGCCACAAAUCAGAUGCCAAGGGUUUUCAUACAGUUUCUCUAUUCUGUGGAACAAGAGGUCAAGUUAUAUGGGAAAAGUGGACCACAGAUGUGGCCAGCUGUUGAUCACACACAUUUACGUAGUGGUCUAGUCUUCAAGGUGUGAAUGAAGGCAGUCUUCUCCAGACCCACGGUCCUUGUGACCUGUUGAACAACGGGGAUAUUCAGAGUUUACAAGGGGAUGUACAAAUGAUACUCUGUAGUUUCGCCUCUCAGAGAGUGUCCACAGCACAAAGAUGCAGGGAAUUCAACCAAGUGAAACGAGACAGUCUGGUGAGGAAUGUGACACGCCAUUUUCUUUCAGUGGUGCAAGCUACCCCAGGGUGUUGCCAUCACUGCUUGGAUGGGUUUGGUUUUCUCAUUUGUUUUAAAGAAGUCUAGCUGCCCUACAAUCACCCACACCAGACUGGCUGAGUCCCACUGGCCAUGUCUGCCAGUUCAAGAACACAGCACAAACAGCUCUGGUUUGAUGGUUUUGCCCCUUCGUUAUAAAACCCACCCCUUGGGGUCAUUGUGUGCAGUUCCCUGCCGGAGGGGCCUUAAUUCUGAUUCCUUGAUGAUGCAGCAUGCUUUUGUGAUAAAUGACUCCCAGCUACUGGAUUGCGAGUGCCGAAUGGGCUUCCCGUUCUCCAACCCAGAGCCCAAACGACAAGAGAGAAGCCAGUACAAUCCUAGGAUUAAAAUGCAAGUAUCAGAAUGUAAUGCAUUAGCUUGUCCAAUCUUAGAAAGAAGCCCAUUCUGUCUGCUUCUAAGUGGGUCGAGAUGGAAAGGAAAGUUUGCAGCUGCCUUGGUGUGUGUGUGUGCAUCCGUAAAGCCAACUCAAACCUUUUCUUUCUUUUCUUUUUGGAAUUUCAGGAAAAUUGACUUAAAAUCUUUAAAUUAUUUUUCGUUCUCACCUCUGCAUUGCCUGCUUCCUGUUGGGUCUGGGCAGGCCAAACUAUCUUGAAGGACUGUUGUAGCAGUAUUCCCAUCUCAGCCAGGAGCAGGAAGGAGUGGGAGUUGGAUGAGACAGCCUGGUCUCAUGAGAUGUACAGGCCAGUUUUACAGAGCCAAGGCAUUUGGAUACUUCGGAAUUCCAGACUUCUGGGUGCACUGCCGAACUUGCCAGACUUUUUGUGGUUUGACCAUCAAGAACACACACACACGUAAGGUGGGCCAUAUCCUCAGCUGGUGGAAAUGGUUGUACAGUUGUAGCUCCACUGAGGUCAUUGAAACUACCUAUUGAGAACGAGUAUCCGGACAUCACAGUGAUGGGCCAAAAAGGGAAAACUGUAAGAUAGAGUCUGUGUGAAUGGCAGGAAAAGGGAUCAGGGAUAUAUUAUUAUAUAUAUUCCCUUGCUGGUGGAUUCUGUUGAUGUCCUGCUGUCACCAUGGAAGUAGGUGGUGGUGAUGUUCCCCCACUCUGGUACUUUUAUCUGACUUGCCUGCUAAGCAGCAGUCAAGUGGUAAAAUCCAGGGGUUAGACCUUUGGCUGCUGAAACUUGGCAUAGCUUCCUUCAAGCCAUUUCACACCAGCUGAGCUUAUUGCGUUGUGUCUCUGUAGAUGCUAUGAUUUAGAGCCACGAGGUGAUAAUGACAGAGCUGCCAUUCCAGUGGGCCAUUCCUCAGAGCCUCUCAGGGGGAAAUCUGGCUGAGGCAGGCUAAGUUCCUUCUUGGGCUCCCAAUGCCCCAAGGCGAGCUGUGGUUUCUCAAGCCUCGAUCCGGCCCAUAAUAGUACAUUUUGGAAGUGCUUCCAGUACGUGAAUCGUGUUGGCCCCAUAUAGGAAUCAUCUGGCUGCAGUCAAAACAUAGUCAGAAAGAGAAGCCUGCUGACUGGUGAUUCAGAGACAUAUCCAUACCACCAGAGAUGGACUACUGAAUCCACUGCUCCUCUCAGGGCUUAAGAAGGCAUUCCCAAAGCUCCUAUCUUGAUGGAGUCUGGUGGGGGGACCCUGAGAAGAGCAGCUGGUAUCUUGACUCCACCUCAAGUGUCCUGUACCUGCCUUUGCACCACCUCUCAGGUUAAGACCCAAUCCAAAGCCUGACCAAGCCCGUGGAAAGACUCCCAUUGACUUUGUUGGGCUUCAGAUCAGAACUUGGGAUGGGGAUUGUGGUAACCAAGAGAGUGCCCCCCCCCGGGCUCUGAAGGAACUGUACUCCCCAUUUCAGGUAUAAAUGAGGCAAAUGUUGGAAGGUGACAAUAUUUAUUUUUGAUGUUUGUUUUUGUUUUGUGUGGUUAGAAUAAGUCCAAAUAUUCUUAGCAAUUUUCCACCGAAUGGCAGCUAUUGAAAUGUCAGGUCUCCAAAGGGUGAAUCGGUUUGGUUGUGGGUUUUUUUUUUUUUUAAUAAAUACUAUGCAGAAAUUAAGUAAUCUUGCAAGGAAAAACAGAUGGACUGAGUGAACGUCUGGCGCUGAGAGCAGGCCAACAUUGCAGAAAUCUGGGUCAGUCUGAAGCGCUCACUGCUUGCAUCUUAGCCAUAGAUGCUGGCAUAGCCUCUGGAGGGAAUUGGAGGAAGCGGAAGUUAUUGCCAGUCAGCCUUCAGCAUGUGUACACUUGAGUUAUUUAGCAUCCCAUUCAGCCGAGCUGUCGAUGUGUAAUCCCAAUUCAAGAGAGAUAUGCAUUAAGUAUGCUGGCUCUGGCUUUCCAACCCUUGCAUGGAUCCUUUCAAUCUGCCCCCCUCCAAUCCCCAAUGGACGUGUGUUGUGCUUAAAACCUACCAAGUGGACGCUCGACCCUUGUGACUGUAUCACUCAAAGAAAGAAAUUACUUAGCAACGUUUCCUUACUGGGGUGAUUCAUUAUUUACUGUGUUUGCUGAAGACAGCUCGAGAUCAAUAACGUGUUUGGAAAUCAUUUAGCAAAGUUCAAGUAAUUAACAAGAGCUAUGAAAUUAAUUUAUUUGUAAAGACAACGUGUAUAAUAAAUAAAUGUAAAUUUGUCACUGGAUUUAAUGACCAGAACCUGCUGUCAGUUGCUAAACAUGACCAAAAAUUACAUGGAGAUGGGGAGGGAAAUCUAUUCUUGAUCAUUUCCAACACAAAUGGUAUGUAAUGAUAAGUAAUUUUUUUUUCCUUUGAGUGUUCAUAUGCAUGAACAGAAUUGCAUGUAGGAAUUAAGAACAUAAAAAAUGGAAUUUGUCUGGUUUUAAAGUGAAUCAUACUGUAUUGUUGUUGAAUCCUAUUCAAAUCCUACCUGUGCUGAAAGCAAGAGUUGCAGAGAACUGAUGGUGGAGUCUAUAGGGCCUGAUACAAUAACAAAUGAAGUCAGUGGAAGGUGCGCUUUGGAUGGAGCCUGUGGUAUCUUGCAAAGGGGAAGAGGAGAAGGAGCCUCCAAAACUGAGCGUUGUGAUCAACUUUGGAGAUAUCGCAGUUGGAUUAUGGGCCAAAUUCAUCUUUGGUGCCCAACUGCAAUGAGGGGCUGAAUUUGAGCCCGUACAAAUUGGGUUGAUAAUCUGGUGAAAAAGCUCGUUCUUCUCUGGCGUUUCUGGUGGCCACCACUAGCACUGCAAGACUAUCCUUCCUUGCUCUGUCACCAUGUCUAGUUCGGGUCAGAUACUGGAUGCAAGGGGGGGAAAUACCUAAGGGCUUCAGAACCACAAAAAGAAAAAUAAGCUUGUCUAGAGUUCAAUUCUAGGACAGCUCCAAGGGGGGACAGUUGUCCACCUUUUUAUCUGUGUCAGCUUGCACUCCUCCCUGAUGUUUGCUCUGUGAUGUCUUAUUUGUCGAAAAAUGAUCUACAGCAUUGAGACCAUUCAGGUUUCCCUUCAAUCUCGUGUCCAAAAGUUUUGCUCUUGUUUCCAACUGGCUCCCUGCUCCCUUCCUUCCCAUCAACAGCCAUGCAAUCUGAGCUCUUCACUGUUUAAUCUACCUCCUCUCUGAAAUACACAGAGAUGUUGUUCUUCCCCUUCCUUGUGAUUCUUGAAAGGCAGAAGGUGCGUUCUAUGUGGGUAAUCCCCUAUCGUCUCUGCUCUGGGUGCGUGUGUUUGUAGGCCCCCUAUAAACUUGUUUCAUCUUUGUUCCUGAGAGAUGGUGUCAUUUUUCACUGUUCCUCCACUUUGUCCCAUCUCAUCUUCCUGGAGUUCUUACUUUUUUAGAACCAGAUCUUGUAAUCCUUACACCGUCCAUUCUUGGGGCAGUUUUUGAUAGCAUUGAUGGAAAUUAGAAUUUCAAAAUUUUGGCAACAAUUUUCGAUUUAAAAAAAUAUUGGGGGGAAAAUGGGAUGAAAUGUUUGUAAAAAUGCAUUCUCUUGUUUUUUGAUGAGAGAUGACUGAAAUAAUUUAAAUUUGAAAAUUUCAAAAAUUAAGGGGAAAAAUGUCUUUGUGGGUUCUUUUAACUAGCUGUAACUUCUGAUACCUUUACUCACAUUCAGUUACACCAAGAAUCAGUCAGUGGCUUCAACCAAUACUACUCAACGGGAGUAAAUGGGUCGGUCUGGCCCUUACUCGGCCAAAACUCCCCUUCAGAACAAUGGAAGUUUCUCCUGAGAAAGCACUGUGUGAAAACAGAACAAGCACUGUAUGGCUACAUCUACACUACAGGGGGGAGUCGAUUUAAGAUACGCAAAUUCAGCUACGUGAAUAGCGUAGCUGAAUUCGACGUAUCGCAGCCGACUUACCCCGCUGUGAGGACGGCGGCAAAAUCGACCUCUGCGGCUUCCUGUCGACGGCGCUUACUCCCACCUCUGCUGGUGGAAUAAGAGCGUCGAUUCGGGGAUCGAUUGUCGCGUCCCGACGGGACACGAUAAAUCGAUCCCCGAGAGGUCGAUUUCUACCCGCCGAUUCAGGCGGGUAGUGUAGACCUAGCCUAUGAGUCAGCCCUUAGAGGGUAUGUUGGAAUAAUAUGAGAAGCCAUCCUGUGCACAACUCUGCCCUCUACUGGCUGGAGUGUUCAUGAGUUUCACAUCUGGUUGUGCCUGUAGCUUGUUGAGCAGAAGCCCACGCUUUGGAACAAAAGCAUGUGAGGUGUAUGCCCAACGUUACAGUUUAGCUCAUGGCCUAGGUUGUGUGUUGUGUGUUGUGGUCAUGGAGUCUGGAGGUUCUUGCACAGCUCAGUGAACUUAGCUCUGUGCUGCCUCUUUUUGUCCAUCUGGAUAAAUCAAGGUUUUUCCUUCCGUUGAGUUGCUUUCUUUAGUGCAUUGUGUGAAGACCAUGUUUCCAAUCAUCUGGCAACUCUUUCAGGGUGGGCCGAUGGUGCCUGAUGAACUGAAAGUAGAUGCCAGGAAGCAGAGUAUAUAAAUUAUUUGGUGCCUGAUUCUCCAUUGUCCUGUACUUUGUGUCAUCUUUGAUACCACUGCUCAGUUAGUGUAAAUGAAAAUAGAAUAUCAGGGUUGGAAGGGACCUCAGGAGGUAUCUAGUCCAACCCCCUGCUCAAGGCAGGACCAAUCCCCAGACAGAUUUUUACCCUAGUUCCCUAAGUGGCCCCCUGAAGGAUUGAACUCACAGCCCUGUGUUUAGCAGGCCAAUGCUCAAACUACUGAGUUAUCCCUCCCCCCACGAGGCCACAGACAUAGAUAAUUCUGGCAACUGAGGGGGAUGUCCUCCUCAGGAGAGGGAAUAAAGUCAAGCGGGAUUAAGCAAAAUUAAAAUGAUUAAUGAUUAUCUUCACUGAACUGCCGAUCCUCUAAGCAAACACAGAGCUAAAACCAUCUCUUCCCCAUCUCCUGUUCUGAGUCUUGGGCCAUUUGAGUGCUGAUGGAAGCAAAAGACAAUUGGAGCAGUCUCUUCCAAUUUAAAACAGUCUGUGGGGAGCCAGAAGGCUUCAGUGUCCGUCUCUUGGAUUUCUAAUCCUCUGUAAGUGGGGGUACCAUGCUGCCAUCCGCAACUUGUAAUUGCCUGGCAGGAGGGUAAAACAUUUAGUAGGAUGUUGGCUUAGGUCUUCUCCAUGCCAGCUCUAUCUAACUGCACCUGCUGGGUGAGAGAUUGUUUUGCGCCCAAUGGCGUGUUUUGAAGACCAGACAUUCCUAGAUGAGACUUGUCCUUGAACUGUCUUGCCAUUUGACUUUUUAAUUUUCCUGUUAUUUCUGCGGGAUUGCCAUGUUGUAGAUUUCGUGAAGGACACACACAAAAUCCCAUUCCAGCUACUGAAAGCUUUUACGACAUCUCUCCACACAGAGUGGGGUUUGUAGCCUAUUCCUCUAGCAUGUCUUGAAAUGAGAAAUGUAGUAAAUUGCCAAGGAACUGAGUCUGCAAAAGACCUUCUAAAUAAUGUCCUGUAGGAAUGGCCAUGGCCUUUUGGUUUGCCUGGAAAACAUGAUGGUUCAUAAACUGCAUGAAUAAAAGGAAAGAACACGUCCAUCCCUAUUCAGCGAUCUGGACUGUGCGGCAGCUUUUGUACUGUUGUGAAAUUGAAAGGUUGGACCUAUUGGACAGCAAAUAUGGUUGGCCUGAAAGAACAUCCUGCUUCCAAAACAGCAAAUCCUGCCAUCUUUAUAAAAGUUCACUGGCCCAUCACCAUGCCAUGCAAACCACUUUCUGACCUCCCUCAACAUCAAAACUAGAGCUUUGGCUAGUGGGCGGAGCUCUUAGCUAAGGCUGCAGCAGAAAAGGAAAUCAUGGCUGAGUUGCUAUAAACCCAUGUGACAGAACAUGAGAGACUAAAUCGUAGCUCAUCUGCACCAAUUCAUAAAAUCCUGGUGAAAGACACACAAGCCUGGCUUUGACUUGGGCUUCAUUGACAAGAGAGAAGUAGCUUAGGGUUGCCUUAUCUUUUCCCUUAAUGGACGUUUGCCUAAAAGUUCUGAGAGGCAAGUCUGGUCUUUAUGUCCCAUUUGAUCCUUGGUGUCUCCAUUGGAAAUGCCAAAAAGGCUAGUUUGAAUGGAGACGCUUGUCCAUUAAGAAUUUGACUAAGACCUACCCAACUCCAUUUCACAGAAGCAACUUCCAGGCUCAAAGCAACUCAUAAGAAUUUCUGUCUCAAUUUGAUUAGAAACAACCUCGAGACAAAAGUCUGAGUCAUAGACAUUGGUAAUGGGUUGCAAUGGACUCCUCACCCUCAGAUUAAUUAACUUUACAACUAUCUAUUAAAAGCCAAUAAUAUCAAAGGGGUCUCCUGAUCAGGUGGCCUUGUUUAGAAAAUACUGCUAAAUAUCUUCACUCACUAACUAAAUCCCCUCUGUGGAUGGAGGGCUAGAGGUUCAUUUGGCUGAGAAUUUUAGAGGUUAGUUUUUCAUGCAGUAAUAUUUUUUUAUCUGGACUCAGAUUCAUGCUUUGGCUGGCCGCCCAUUCUACAGCUUUAAUACAAAGCCAAUUCCGAGUAUCUGAAAGGAGACAUAAUGGGCUUAAUUCAGCACGGCAGUAUGCCAGUUUCCCAAUGAUUUCUGUGGCGUUACAUCAGUGAAAAACUGAAGAACUGCAGUGCCAAAUUGGUCUCUUGUUUUUGGAAGGGUGGAUUUAUUAGUCAAAUACUGUUCUCAGGAACAGAUAGUAAUUAAACCCUUAUUUUAACUGAGCCAGGCUGAUAAGUAAUUAUGUAUUUAUUUCACCGGGUUAUUUUCAGUGUCGUUACUAUUGUGAUUUCUGCAUGAUGCCUGGCUGUCCGAUCUUUGUUGAGCAGAAGGGAGUUCUCAACAGUGGAUGGAAUGGAAGUAAUAAAUUGAGACAACUGGCCAUUCAUAAUUGGUCGCCAGGGCCAGACAGUUAGAAAAAGGGCCUGACUCUGAUCUCCCAGCCACUGCUGUAUGCCAGGAGUAACUCCACUGAAGUCAUUGAAUUACACCAGUAAAAUACCAUGUAAAAGAGAUCAGAGUCAAGCCUUCUGUCGGAGGCUCAUAGAGAAUUCUGUUUCAUGAUGCUAAUCCAAUGCCUCUAUUCCUACCUAUGAAAAUUCUCUGCAAAUAACUAGGGAUUGGCCUAGCCACUUUAAGAUUUCUAGUUACUACAGCUAUAGGUGGGACCCCUUGCUCUACAGUAACUGGAUCCACUGAUGUUUGGGGUGGGGUUGUUUUUUUUAAUAACAAGAAACAGUGCUGGCCUCUGUAGGUUAAGCUCUUGCAUUUGUAUUGGAGCCAAAGCCAGCGCUUCUAAGCACAUAGCGGAACAAAUUUAGCCCCAAUUAACCAUGCAAUCCCGUUAAAUGAAGUCGCAUGGGGUUAGACAUCAGCUCCGAAUCUGGCUCUAGCUUGAGGAAACAUGAGCAAGUGAAAAUGCUGCAACGAAUAAAGUUUAAAUAAGAGUCCACUUCAAUGAACAGCAUCAGGGACCAGAGAGGAAUAUAAUUCUGGCACCAGUUCUGGAGAACAUCCCUCCACAACCCUUCUGCAAGUGCCCAACUCUAAGCAUGUGUUUAAAUGCUGUUCUGAAUAGAGAUGGAUGUUAGCACGUGAGUGACUUCUGUUCUGAACAGAGGCCUCACUGGGAGAUCAAAUGGCUUCGUUGACAAGAUCUGUUCUUCUUUCUCUCUCCCUUCCCCCACACAGGCAGAGAUCACGUUUUUCAACCUUCCCUUCUGUCCUCCAGCGCAGAUAAGAAAGAUGUCCCUUGCACAGGUCUGAGCACAAAGAGAGAAAUCCAGGAAUUAGGGGUUCUUGUUCUCAUAUUUAACCUCCCUCUGAGCUCUGGUGUCCGCUUACCCCUCCACCUCUUUGGGACUGCGUGACGGUCAAUAAUUUAGGGACAGAUUCUCAACUGGUGGCUCUUAGCAUGGUUCCACUGAAGUCAAUUUCAAAUGAACUCCUGGCCUCACUGAAUUCAAUGGUGAGGCUCCCAUUUGACGUCAAUGAGGUGGGAUGUCACGCUGUUGUUUCUGGAAGCGGUAUAAGGCUCAGAAUCAUUAUUCCAAUGAACAACCCCCCUAACCGCCCCUGCUUUGGAAUAAUAAUUAACACAAGCUUUGAAGUAGCCCAGAAAGUACAGCGGGAGGGCAAGGUCAUGUCUGUAGUACAGCCUCGUUUGUCUGAAAUGGAGUUUCAGAGACAGAACUUUGGAGAGGUCAGAUCUCUAGUUGCAGCCAUCGGGGCAGUUAGUAGACAGCUGAUUCUGGAUAUGGGGGCCAUCCAGAUGGGAGAGCGUUUGGGAAGAAAGCGGGUUGAAUACACGGUUUUGUUCUUGUUCAUUGGUCUCCUGUCGAAGUGGGCCCACCUCCUCUGAAACAAAGCCAGACAGUGAUCAUCCGUACUAAGCGAGCAAUGUUUCAGGUCACGGGGUGUGUGGACUGGGGACUAGGGGUGUGUGGUAAGAUACAAGUCAUUUGGUGGCUUAGUUCCCCCAGUGAGGGUCCUAUAUGGUGACCAGAUGUCCUGAUUUUAUAGGGACAAUCCCGAUUUUGGUUUUUUUUUCUUAUAUAGGUUCCUAUUACCCCCACCCCUGUCCCGAUUUUUCACACUUGCUGUCUGGUCACCCGGUCCUAAUAAAGGGGAAGAAUAACACCAAUAGGACAAAUCUGCAACUGGUAUAAAUCAGCCUGGCCCUACGGACAUGGGGCUUGCCAGUUUAUACCCAUGUACAUGUGCACACAGGAGAAGCUACAGAAGGAAUGCAGAUGCCGGGGCAGAUUGCGCUGGCCCCAGGCUACAGAAGCACUAGGUCACUUGCUUGUCUUUCUGGUGAGCUAGGCAAAACGGACAGGAGGUGAUUUACCUGCUGCUAAAACCCAUUGCUACUUCUCAGCAACUCCAUGCUAAGCCAACAGUGGGGAGUGGCCACUGGCGACCUGAUAUGGGCACUAGAGAGGAUCUUGACUCCCAUAAGCCUGCAAUGUCCUCCGCUCCAAACGCUGGCUCCUUUUUCUGAUUGGAGCAGGAGGGAAAGGGGUGGGCAUUGACCAAGGAGCGCUUGCAUUGUGUGUUGCUUUUUAGAUCACAUUUCACGUCAGAGGGGGAAAAAAUAUAAAGGACAAAACUGUGAUUUAUUUCUAUGUACUAUUGAGACACUACAUUGUGAUGUCUUCAGUAAUGCAUAUGGUUUACAUUCCUCCACCUUUACUUUUCUGUAUGGACCAAAAUAAUGAAAGGAAAAUGAAAAAAACCACAGGUGUAUGUAAAAAAAAAAGGGGAAUUAAAAUAAAAAGAAAUCUUUAUUGA